AUGGCGGAUGUUAACAGAGUUAAUUCUCUUCCCCGGAACAGAAGCAGCACCUCAAACGUCUCCAAUAGAAAGAACCCCGAAACCGAAAACUCCGAAAAUGCAAAUACUCCUCCUCAAACGAAAUCUCGCACGGUUCCAAUGCUUUUCUCGUUCAACGGGAAGACAGAUGGCGACGCUAAGAAAUGUUGGCCUCUUGACGUCACAAUGCUCGAGGACGGUACUCCCGUUAUUACCGACUUCCACAACAAGAAGGUCAAAGCCUUUGACGCAACCGGAAACGUGAUGGGAGAGGUGGCGGUCCCGAGCUGGCCACACGGAAUUGUGGACGUCGCUAGCGCUGAAGUGGUUGUGACACUUCCGGAACUAGCCACAAUCAUGUUUGUAUCGGUACAGGACAACAACAUGCGGAUCCGCAAACGCGUCAGAACGGUAAAACAGUACCGCGGGAUAAGCUGUGACGUCACAACAUCGCCGAACGACCCUGUUCUGGUUGUCUCGUGUUGCGCCUCUGGCAUUCAAUGUGUUGACGUUCUCGCUCUAGACGGGACUGUUUUACAGACGUAUCGAGAGGACAGACGACAACCGGGAAAGCUUCUCUUCACAUGGCCGUAUUACGUCACAACUAACGCGGCAGGCGAGAUUCUCGUCUCAGAUUGCCAGUCUCGGAAUGGGAUCAUCUGUAUCUGCCGUGACGGUGGAGUAAAGUUCGAACAAGUCCUCCCCGAUAACAUCGUUUGUGACCCACGUGGAAUAUGCACUGACCGGCAAGGAAACCUGUUCCUGGCAGACAAGACCGGUAACUCUGUCCACGCUCUCGGCCCGGACGGAGAAUACAAGAGUAGAGUUCUCUGUUCCGCGGACGGACUGAUCCAUCCGAUUGCGGUCUGUCUCAGUCCAUUUGGACAUCUCAUUAUUACGCAAGAGAACGGUGACGUCAAGGUUUUCAAAUACAGUUGA
Molecule: messenger RNA, 957 nt
Organism: Pecten maximus
Lineage: Eukaryota; Metazoa; Mollusca; Bivalvia; Pectinida; Pectinidae
Exons: 1
Coding region: 1-957 (318 amino acids)
Biological process (GO): protein polyubiquitination; negative regulation of translation; proteasome-mediated ubiquitin-dependent protein catabolic process
Molecular function (GO): ubiquitin protein ligase activity; translation repressor activity
Source: RefSeq, a predicted model, not a curated record